This is a messenger RNA of Manihot esculenta (cassava), 2017 nucleotides long. Its product is annotated as probable beta-1,3-galactosyltransferase 3. The transcript is spliced from 11 exons. NCBI's taxonomy places the organism in Eukaryota, Viridiplantae, Streptophyta, Magnoliopsida, Malpighiales, Euphorbiaceae. Gene Ontology annotation, cellular component: Golgi membrane. Gene Ontology annotation, molecular function: hexosyltransferase activity. The record is from RefSeq and is a predicted model, not a curated record. Bases 464 to 1681 code for a protein of 405 amino acids.
UUUUAUUUCUAUUUUCUUCUCCUUAUUGCUCCUAGCUUUCCACAGCUCCACCGUCUCUGCAACUCUUUAAACUUGGACUUGGGACACAGAGAGAGACCUCACAUACAAUACCCAAGUGGCAAACUCUGCCUUUAUUGUGAGAGACACAUGUUUUAGAUGCAAAGCAUUAUUCUUUUCAUACAUCUUGAUCUGGAUUUUGCGUGUUUGCUUGUCUCUUUGCCUGUGUAUUGUGUGAAUUAAGCAGUUGUUGAUUCUUGCUCUGCUUUGAUUUAUCUUUUAUAUUGUCUCUUGUUUCAAAUUUGUGCACUUAGAGGUUUCUGGGGAUUAAUUUGGUGUUGAUUUUGAAGUAAAGGAGGGUUCUUUUGGAUCUGGGUCGGAGUCAAUUCAGUGCAUUGACUUGGGAUUUGAGAUGGGUUUUGUUUCAUUUUAGCUCGUGAUUUGGCUCAAAGUGCAAUUGACCAUAAUGACUUGGAAGAGUAGAGGAGUAGAUACAUCUGCGAAGAGUGUGGUUUCAAAGAAAUGGAGUCUUCUGCUUUGUAUUGGUUGCUUCUGUGCUGGGAUGUUAUUCUCUGACAGAAUGUGGACUGUGCCGGAAGUUAAAGAUAUAUCAAGGACAACAAGGGUUGAAGAUGAAAAGUUAAAGCUAGUUUCAGAGGGAUGUGCACCAGAAACUAAGGAUGUAAGGCAUGAAUCUAAGGAUAUCAUGGGAGAAGUUUCAAAGACACAUCAUGCCAUACAAACUCUAGAUAAAACAAUAUCGAAUUUGGAAAUGGAGUUAGCUGCUGCAAGGGCUGCGCAGGAAUCCAUACUAAAUGGUUCACCAGUAUCAGACAAUUUAAAAAUCACUCAAUCAAGUGGCAAAAGAAAAUAUUUAAUGGUUAUAGGCAUAAAUACUGCUUUUAGCAGCCGAAAGCGAAGAGAUUCAGUUCGUGCUACUUGGAUGCCCCAAGGUGACAAGAGAAAGAAGCUUGAGGAAGAGAAAGGAAUCAUAAUUCGCUUUGUAAUAGGUCACAGUGCUACAGCAGGUGGUAUCCUUGACAGAGCUAUUGAAGCAGAAGAUAAAAAGCAUGGUGACUUCUUGAGGCUGGAGCAUGUUGAGGGAUACCUUGAAUUGUCUGCAAAGACAAAGACAUAUUUUGCUACUGCUGUUGCAUUGUGGGAUGCAGAUUUUUAUGUCAAAGUUGAUGAUGAUGUGCAUGUAAAUAUAGCCACACUUGGAGCAACUUUAGCUAGGCAUCGAUCAAAACCCAGAGUUUAUAUAGGAUGCAUGAAGUCUGGUCCUGUCCUUGCUCAAAAGGGAGUCAAAUACCAUGAACCUGAGUAUUGGAAAUUUGGGGAGGAGGGAAACAAAUAUUUUCGUCAUGCUACAGGACAGUUGUAUGCUAUUUCAAAUGAUUUGGCUACUUACAUAUCAAUCAACCAGCAUGUGCUACAUAAAUAUGCUAAUGAGGAUGUUUCGUUGGGGUCAUGGUUUCUUGGAUUGGAUGUGGAGCAUAUUGAUGACCGGAGACUCUGCUGUGGUACCCCACCUGAUUGUGAGUGGAAGGCUCAAGCAGGCAACAUCUGUGUUGCUUCAUUUGAUUGGAGCUGUAGUGGGAUUUGCAAGUCUGUAGAGAGAAUCAAGGAGGUUCACCGGCGUUGUGGGGAAGGCGAGAACGCUUUAUGGAGUGCAGAAUUCUGACGAAUAUGAAUUCUUCCUAACUCAGGAGGAAGCAAAUAGACGGCUUGAGACAGUUUUAGAGAUUUGGAUGUAGAGGAGUGUGUGUAUUCUAAAUGUAAGGUGAGAGAGAAUGAGUUGUAGGAGGGGUUCUUGCUAUUGGGAUUCUGCUCCAUUUUAGGCCAGGAGUAAAAACCAACAGCAAAUUUAAGAGGAGACUGUAAUUAUUUAUUCUUUAUAUGCUUGGAGGGGCCAUUUUGUAAGUUUGCCUUGGCCAAUGAAACCCCUGAAUAAGUGCCAUAAUUUGAUCUAGCAUCUGCUAUCUUCUGCUUCAUAAAUUAGAAGAAUUCUUAUUCUCCA